AUGGAUUUGAGGGUACGAAAGUUUGAUGAGCCCUGAAUUAUUCCGUCCAUUUUUCCCUUUUUUCUUCUCACGUAUUGAGGUCGCACACACAAAAUAUAUAUCCAUGCUGUUUGGAGUUUAUUCUGUGAAUCAAGUCAGCUGGCCCGCCCUCAGUUUCCUGCUUUCCAUUGUUGAAUGCCAUUCUUGAAAUUCCACGAGACAAGGUUCUGAUGUCAUUCACGUUGGUUUUCUGUUUUCCAUCUGCUCUUCGUAUUUCGUAUCCGAAUUUACUUUUUAAAAUAGCUUUUCUUAAAUCAUAUAUUUUCAGGUUUUUUGUCAGUCGGCUCGUCCGCCCGAACAAGCAAGUAGACAGAAGCACUGCUAUGAGAAUUGGCUUACACCACAUCUUCUCAACACGUUCCAGGUUCGUUUCUUCGUCCGUAUGAAAAUAAAGAAAAAGAAUGAAAACUGUUGGGACAAACAGAAUAAUAAAACGUUUCGGCCGUAUUUCUUCAUGUCGCGGCGGCCAUCCUGCCGCCACGUCAGUCAACAGUUUUGGUUUGAACACAUCUCUUACGACACCAUUCUCUCUGGUCUCUUUUCUUUUCGAUCUGCUCAGUCUGAAUUGUGAUCCUUUUGCUAUCACUCUAAGGUUUCACUAGUGCGCGUGUUUUUUCUCGUGCUUGGUUUUGAAUACAUUCUUUGUAAAACUCUUGUGUUCAUCGAAAUCAAAUUCACUCUUAACGUAAUUUUCGAAGAUUAGGCAGUCUUCGUACUGUGUUUCGAUUGUUGUAAAACAAUUAUCUGCAGGUCACGACUGAUCAAGGUUGGAAACCAUUCCUACUGUGUUUUCGUUUUUUCGCAGUUAGCGCGUACAAGUUCAUCACUUCGGGUCAGCCAUUCGGAAAUAGGUCUUCUUUCUCUUAUUCUCUCUUUUUUGUUGUGAUCAGUUCACAUUUACCUUCCAAAUAUCAGGAUUAAAAGCACUUCCUGACAGAAAAAAACGAGAGUUCUUUGACUUGUGUACAUGCGAAAUCGAUGAAUAAGCGGAUUACGCUUGAGGUUUCGCCGGAUAAUAGAAUGCAGCUGAAAUUUGGUUGAUAUCCGGGCGGAAACCUCCCCCUCGUCAUCUCAUUGCUAUCUCUGCUCCCUUAUUCUUUAUUCUUUUCAGCCGAUCGAAAGUGUUGCGAGCACCAAUCGGCGAGUAUUGUCGAGGUCAACACUGACUAUCUGUGGCGUAUUCACCACUUCCAUUCAGCAAUUCGUUUCUAAUUAAGCGAAUAUCACUCUUCGACGCCAUCAACUUCAAACCUCCUUAAUUAUCCAACGUAAGUGUGCACAUAUGCGCUCGAAACUCACUCAUAAGUGGGCGGAGCUGCGCAUUUCUUUCUCCACAACUAAAACUAAAUCCUAUUCGUUUCCUUCUCAGAGCAACCAUGAGCAGCACCGGUCAAAAGAAAGUCUCCAACAACGCUGUGGCCGCGACCACCUACUUCAAACCCGCUCCAUCCGAGAUCGCAUGGGGAAAGAUGCGCUUCCUGAUCACCGACCGUCCGAGCAACGCGUCCAUUCAAUCCUACAUCGAGGAAUUGGAGAAGCACGGAGCUCGGGCUGUGGUUCGUGUCUGCGAGUCGACGUACGACACCAAAGCUCUCAAAGAAGCUGGCAUCGAUGUCAUCGACUUGCAAUUCAGCGACGGCAGCGCGCCAACGCCAGAAGUAUUAUCUUUGUUAUUCGAUUGAAGUCUCUAAUCCUAAUGUUUGCCUUGCAGGUCAUCGAAAGCUGGUUCGAGCUGUGCAAAACGUCAUUCAAAGAACAUCCGGACAAGAGCAUCGCGGUGCACUGCGUGGCCGGACUCGGCAGAGCCCCCGUGCUCGUCGGCAUUGCUCUGAUCGAAGCGGGCAUGAAGUACGAGGAUGCGGUCGAGAUGAUCAGACAGUAAGAGGAACGCUGAAAGCAGAAAUAUGUUAUUUUUUGCAGCGAACGUCGUGGAGCUCUCAAUCACAAACAGCUCAAGUUCCUCGAGACAUACAAAACAAACGGAGACCUUCGUCGUUUUCGAGGAAGCCUAGACGGCAGACAGAGGUCAUGCUGCAUCCAAUAA
Messenger RNA from Caenorhabditis sp. 36 PRJEB53466, 2083 nucleotides. Lineage: Eukaryota; Metazoa; Nematoda; Chromadorea; Rhabditida; Rhabditidae. The record is from the annotation of a GenBank genome assembly.